AUGUCUCUAGUAAAACGAAAAAGCAAAGAAUUCGAGCAAAGCAGUGAUUGCUCAUCCGUUGACGAGAAUGAGGAAACGCCGAAGAAGUCGAUUCUCCUUUAUAAAGUCAACGAUUACCCACCGCCGAUCAUCGCUGUUGUCUUGGCGUUUCAGCAAUGGAUGGUCGCUCUGUCCGGUUAUUUUGUGACUCCUUUCCUCGUCGCUGACAUCGUUUGUGCAGGGAAAGCCACUCCAAAAUUACGGGUAAACCUAAUGGCGUCAACGUUUGUCUCCGGUGGAAUCGCCUCGUUCGUUCAAGCCACUUUUGGAGUACGCUUAGCCAUCGUGCACGGGCACUCACUGCAAUUCUUGGCUCCUCUGCUUGCUUAUGGUAAUCUCCCGGAGAACGCGUGUAAGGCUGGCUAUGGAGAUGAUGUGCCCGAAGAGGAAUGGCAUCAGCGGAUAGCUAUGUUUUCCGGCAGUAUGCUGCUCGCCUCGUUGUUCUUUUUCUUGAUCGGACUCUCUGGAGCGGUGGGUAUCUUCGCGAGAUUCGUCGGACCGAUUACUAUAGUGCCACUGCUCACCUUGCUGGCGAUCGCUGUUGUUCCGACGAUCGAGGAGAAAUUGACGUCACAUUAUAUGGCCGUUGUUGAGCUGGUUCUAUUGGUGAUAUUCGCUAUGUACAUGGAGAACAUCGACAUACCAUUCCCAUAUUAUUCAUUCAAAGAGAAAAAGUUUAAAGUCCUCCGCGCUCCACUUAUCGGACAGUUUUCGUUCAUGUUGGGGAUGUUGAUUUCAUGGUUUAUUUGUUGGAUUCUCACAGCUUCCUCGCUGAUCGACGACUAUUCGCCCGCGUCAACGAACAACAAUGCGACAAGUGGGCUCGUCUCCGAUGCUCCUUGGUUCAAAGUACCGUAUCCAGGGGAAUACGGUGCCCCAAAGCUCGACACAGCGAUGUGCAUUGGAUACGGAGCGGCUGUGCUCUCACAAAUCGUCGAAAACGUUGGCUCGUACAAGAUGGGCGCUCGCGUCUCCGAGGAGGGGAAUCCGCCUCGAGAUGCCGUCAAUCGAGGAAUCAUGGUUGAAGGUUUUGGUUCAAUCGUCGCCUCGAUCGUCAGCAUUCCAAUCGGUGUCACCACUUUUGCCGGAAACAUCGCUCUCUUGCAAUUCACAAGGGUCGUCUCUCGUGUCACCGUUCAACUCGUCGGCAUUUUUUUCGUCUUCUUAGGGCUAUUCACUAAAUUCGCGGCCGUUUUCGCCUCGAUCCCCGAUCCAUUGGUUGGCGGUAUUUUGUGUCUUUCGAUGAGUGCGAUCGCCGGAGUUGCUUUGUCGAAUCUUCGGAUGGUCAAUCUGAAUCAAACGAGAAAUCUCGCCAUCAUGGGCUUGGCGUUAAUCGUUGGGAUUACUGUGCCAAAGCAUUUCACAAAGACACCAGUCGAUUCAGGCAACAAAACCUGGGAUCAAGUGUUCAAUAUGUUGCUCAACAUCGAAAUGUUAGUAGGCGGUGGAUUGGCGUUCAUUUUGGAUAAUACAGUUCCUGGUGCCUCUCGAGCAGAUCGGGGUUUGGUGGAAGAUGAAGAGACAAUCGAAUUGACUGAGGGAUUCUGGAUGCCCGAAUUCUUUGAUCGCUGGUUGAAUCGAAUGCCCGCCCUUCGAAAGCUUCCCUUCAUGCCGUCAAAACCGAAUCCGGGCAAAUUCUCCACCCAUGAUCGUUCUCUAUCACAAACAACGACAAUAGAUGAGGAAUUAGGCAAAUCCUAUUUA
This is a messenger RNA of Mesorhabditis belari, 1743 nucleotides long. Lineage: Eukaryota; Metazoa; Nematoda; Chromadorea; Rhabditida; Rhabditidae. The record is from the annotation of a GenBank genome assembly.